Messenger RNA from Sycon ciliatum, 1734 nucleotides. RefSeq names its product bifunctional arginine demethylase and lysyl-hydroxylase JMJD6-like. The transcript is spliced from 4 exons. Bases 203 to 1186 code for a protein of 327 amino acids. The record is from RefSeq and is a predicted model, not a curated record. Gene Ontology annotation, molecular function: 2-oxoglutarate-dependent dioxygenase activity. Lineage: Eukaryota; Metazoa; Porifera; Calcarea; Leucosolenida; Sycettidae.
AUCUUCACUCUACAGUUCGCGCUGUGAUCAGUUUCACAGUCUAGUCGCGAAUGCGGAGUAGACUACCAGUAAACAGCUGUGACCAGAUCACAAACUGACGAAGUGAUAAAGCAGUCCGUUCAUUUUGCAAAUUUCAGUUCACGUCGUUGGUUUAUGCUUUCUCUCUCUCGCUGCCUUUCUCCAUCUCUCUGCUGUCGCGACGAUGAAUAGUGACGAGAAUCUGCGUAGAGACUUUGACAGUCUCUACCUAAGAGCGCGCUCGUUGGGUCUAACUGCUGAGGAAAUUUGUCAAAUACGGAACGUUCAGAAUAUCGAUGAGUGGAAAAGAAGCAAAUGGCGAGUUGCGCUCUAUCUGAGUUUUGCCAUGCUUGUAGCAGCAGUAGCGGUUGGUAUCAAGGCAGCAACGAACACCGACGCACGCUGGUUUGCGCUAAGGAUGGGAUACGGUCAGGAGGACCAGUGCCUCGUGGAAAACUACGAACCAAUCGCGGACGCAAUGCGCCCUGUCGUUGACUGUGGCAUAUGCCGGGACGUAUCCAGUGUGGACAGGGUGACCAACCUAACCCAUGAAGUUUUUAUGCAGAAGUAUGCGUUCACUGGUCGGCCUGUCGUCGUCACGGACGGCAUGAACGGCUGGACCGCCCCAGAAAAGUUCAGCUUCACCUUCUUCAAGACGCUCUACAAACCUGACAGUCCAAACGUGGUGGGGGAGGGUGGAGAUGAAUGCCAGUUCUUCCCCUACCGCACCAGCUUCGAAACGCUCGGGGAGGUUUUCAAGAUGCCAAAGGAGAUGAGAGAUGGUGUCACGGGCAAACCUUGGUACAUUGGCUGGAGUAACUGUGACCCCGCCGUGGGUAACGUCCUGCGAAAACAUUACAAGAAGCCGUACUUCCUACCUGAGGAUGUGGAGUCCAGCAAGACGGACUGGAUAUUCAUGGGAAGUCCCAACUACGGAGCUCAUAUGCAUAUUGAUGCAGUGGGUAGGGUGUCAUGGCAAGCCCAAGUGAUAGGCACCAAAGUCUGGAAGCUGGUUCCGCCACCGGAGUGCUGGUAUGAAUGUCCACACCAGCACGACGUCCUGCUCAACACUGGGGAUAUUCUCGUGGUGGACACGAACAAAUGGUUCCACUCAACACUAAUCCUGAACAACUCCCUGAGUAUCACGAUCGGCUCGGAAUUCGAAUGAACCAACAACAGUCGUCCACUGCCAAGCGAGGGGCCACUUGCGGAUUGCAUUUAAUUCUACUGGCUACGAAGUGUAACGUUUAUUACUACUUACAGAUGCUGCUACACUAUCCUACUCCUCACACAUCUGAUCUAUAUGUGUGCAACAUCCCCUGACCCCAUGCAUCUCUACUCUACUACUGUAUUGGCAGUGAUGAUGAAUGAUAUCAGCAGUCCUGUUUCUUCUUCACUCAUCAUAUCUUUCUUCGCAUGGCCUUGAAAAUCUGUUAUGCCUGCAAAGAAAUCCUAUGUAAAUAGAAUGGUUAUAGAGAAUGCAAUAAUCGUUUGAUUGUGUUAUAAAAAUAGAAUCAUUUUCACGUAGUAUGAAUGAAAUUUCUCUAUUUGUUUUCAUAGCAUAUAUUUUAUGUUAUCCUCCUGCCUCCUUGUUUAGCACAAGUGAAGAAGAAGUGGACCUAUCGGUAGAAUGAAUGAAAUUUGCAGCCGUAGAAGUAGGAAAUACCAUUUUGGUUUCCUGGUUGGUUAGAUCAAUAAAAUACGGAGUGCUAAUUA